Molecule: messenger RNA, 2592 nt
Organism: Coturnix japonica (Japanese quail)
Lineage: Eukaryota; Metazoa; Chordata; Aves; Galliformes; Phasianidae
Product: bMERB domain-containing protein 1-like
Source: RefSeq, a predicted model, not a curated record
GAGAGCACACAAAGGAUGAAUUGGGCUGAAUGGGACCGUGUGUUCAUGCUGAAGCUGCUGAAGUCUGUGGCACGGAACUGGAGAAUCCGGGGCUGUAGCAGUGCUGGGGGUGCCCUGCAGCACAGGACACCCAGCAGAGCCCCGAACCGCCCCGAGAGAGAAGCGGCCGCGGUGCGGGCGGAGGGCGGGGAGCGGCAUCGGGCUGCGGGGCGGCGGAGAACGGCAGAGGGCGCGGUGGGUGAGGAGCGGGGGGAGCCGGGCGGAGGGGCGGGAGCCUCGGGAGCCCCAACCCGCUCCACUCCGAGCGGUGCGGACGGGGAAGAAGCGGCCGCACCGCUCUGCAGCAUGGAGGGGAACCGGACCCCUCCCCGGUACGGCUCGCUGGAAUCCACCCGGUGGCCGCCCGCCAGCACAGCGCCAGAGGAUGAGAUCAUUUCCAUGGCUGACUCCACCACCACCAUCGAUGACAUCGAAGGGGAACUCUUCAAAAUCGAGAGGAUCAGGGAGAUCCUGGUGAGGAGGGAGUCAGAGCUGCGUUACAUGAUGGAUGACAUUCAGCUCUGCAAAGAGAUCAGCCGGCUGAAAAAGGAGCUUCAAAAGCUCCUUGCCCUUCCUGAGACCGAGAAGUCCAAUGAGGAGAAGCAGAAGGAAGAGGAACUGGUGCAGCAGAUCCACAAGCUGGUAGAAACACGGGAUUUCCUGGUGGACGAUGUGGAGUUUGAGAGGCUCAGGGAGAGAGAAGAAGACAAGGAAAUGGCAGAAUUCCUGCAAAGUAAGCUCUCCAAAAGCUACCUCCAGAAAGCAACUCCUGUCAGAGAGAAGAAAAUGACUUCGAGGGGGCAGCAAACCUCUGCACCAUACAUGACCAAAACAGGCCUCACCCUGCUCAAGGAGUGCUGUGGCUUCACCUGCUCCAUCAUGUAGCCAGCUCCCCUGCAUGGGAUGUGACCAUGGUCUCCAGCCAGAGUCCACAACCUGCUCUCUUCUGAGAGUUCCAACCUCCCGUCAUUAUUCACGCUUCCUACUGCAGCACCACUACUGAUGAGGCUUUCCAUGCAGGCUGGUGCAAGCUUGAAUGAUGGCAUGUUUCCUUGGUGCCACAUCAAUGGCCAAACCUCCAUGACAUCAACAAGCACUGAAUUCUACCUUAGCUCAGCUUGGAAGAGACGUGUGCAGCAAGCAAGUCCAUGGCAGAGAUAUUCUUCACCUGGACAGGGUAACUAAAGAAGCAUUGGAGCUAAAAUUUGGGGAGCAUCCGCCAUCCAGUGUUGCUGGACACGUCAUUGCCACAGAUCUCAUCCUUGGCCUCGUACCACUUUGUGAGUCUCUGUGGGCUGAUUCCAAAAGACUCUUUGUGGGGGUGUCUCUGGUCCAGGUUUUGUUGUGUUUGCAUUAGUUUUAUGGCUCUGGUGGGGCUGUGGGAAGGGAAGGGAGGCAACCAAAUGAAGGGCUGAUCUCUGAGCAAUUCAAGAUGGCACAACUGGAGCUGCUAAUGCCUGUCAUGACAGCACAAGGGGUUUUGUUCAUAAGAUGUGAAGGGCUUUCACAUCCAUCCCUGCCUGCCCUGUAGGAUGGGAUGGCUCUGCUGGGUGGUAUGGGAUGAGGGUGGGGGACAUUUGGUGGCUUCCCAAGAGCUUUGUUGCCCUGUAGCCAAGCUGCUGAGGCCUUCAGCUCAGUGAUGCUGAGAUGGUGUUCCUACUUGGGUCCUGCAUGCCCAGGUCAGUGAGAUCACCACCAUCUGUCUCUUUUCCUUGCACCUGACAGCACAUUCAUCCUGAUAAAACACAACAAAGGUGGGACCCCGCUUUUGGUAUCCUCUUGAGGUCUCAGUGUGUGAAGCCUCCUUACACGUUGUGCUGUUGUUUGUGACCUCCUGCAUCGCACAGUACCUGCCUGCUCGUCCCCGUUUCCCUUUGCUUUGGGGACAUGGAACCCUGGAGGAAGCACUGUAGGUCUCAGAGUGCUUCCCUCUGCUCCGCCAGCCCUGUGGAGCAGCACGAGGUGCCUCCACACUGCAAUAAGGUGCUGUGCCUGUUGCUCAAGCAGACGGACCAUCAUCAAUAGCAUCCAGCCUGGAGCUGGUGGGGCAGAUGGGGCCUCUCUUACUCCCUGCUCUUCCAUUCCCUGCCCUGUGGCUGCUUGGCUUCAUCACUCUGCAGCCACACAUGUGGUGCAAAGUGGGCACUGGCUGUGGACAACAGACCAGCCCCUUAAGACCUAGAAACCCCCUCCCUGUGCUGGCCUUCCCCAGGCCUUCUUUGGAAGGGGAAAUAGGAGAGCCAAAUUGCUUGGGCUGACAGGGAGGCAAAGGCAAGGAAGAGCUCUUGAUUCACAGUUUGACCCCCAAAUUAAUCCCUGCUUCCACCCUGUGAGGCCCCACUGUUUGUAGGGCAGGGAGGAUGGCCAGGAAGGAGGUGCAGAGGAUCUUGACUCACUUUGCUAUGUGUUUAUGGUUGUGUUUGUCAUGGAGAAAGGCUGCUGUCCUGGCUGUAUGAUUCCAGUUGGCCUGUAUUGAUCUGAUGGCAAAGGUGUGCAGCACUCCUUCACGUGCAUUGAUUUCAACCCAAACUAAUAAAUGUCUGUUGGAAGCUU